AUGGCCAAAGAAAGAAAUGUUGCAUGGUUACUUCCAGAUGAUAACAUCGCGGCCGUUAAAAUGAUAUUUUUUCCUGGAAAUGUUGACCUGGAGCCUGUGGAUCAAUGUGCUGAAGCAAAAAGCGAGGUUCGAAGAGAAGAUCUAAUCAAUAAUUACAGCUACCGAAUCAAAAUUACAUGCAUAUCUCUGUGCGUAUUGCGAACACACGGGAAGCAAAAACCAGUUGAUGGAAAAUCGCCUGCCAAGAAGAGGAAGUGGAAGGGAGUGGUUUCAGAAACAGUUGAGGGAUUCAAUGUCUUUAAGAAGUCCAAAUCUGUGAUACUUCAAUCUAAAGAUGAAGAUAAAGAUGUGGUCGAGUCCGUUCAGCAGACCAAAGAACAAAAUAGGCAACUUGAGCGGGAUGCUCUAUUUAGGAAGAGGCACAACAUUCAUGUGUCUGGGUACAAUGUACCGUCCCCCCUUCAAAAUUUUGAGGAGUUGAGCUCAAGAUAUAAAUGUGAACCAUACUUGUUACGCAAUCUGGCAGAACUUGGAUUCAGAGAACCAACACCAAUCCAAAGACAGGCUAUUCCUGUUCUUUUACAGGUAAGGAAUUUCUAUUUAAAUCGUGAAUGUUUUGCCUGUGCAACUGGCUCUGGAAAAACCCUGGCGUUUGUGUGUCCUAUGCUUAUAAAGCUUAAGGAUCCUUCAAAAAAUGGUAUUCGAGCUGUUAUCCUUUGUCCCACUCGUGAAUUAUCUUCCCAACUUAUAGAGAGUGCAAGAAGCUGGUAAGGAAAAAGAAAAAGAAUCCGUAUUAAGUUGAUGACUAAAGAGCUAGCGAGAAAUGGUGAUUUUUCUAAAUUUGCAUGUGAUAUACUUAUAUCCACCCCCUUGAUUGCACUUGGCAAUCGGAGGAAAAAGGUUGACCUCAGCAGAGUUGAGUAUCUUGUCCUGGAUGAAUCUGAUAAGCUCUUUGAGCUUGGGUUAUUUGAACAGAUUGAUUCUGUUAUCCAAGCAUGUUCAAACCCUUCAAUAAUACGUUCACUUUUCAGUGCCACUUUGCCUGAUUCUGUUGAGGAUCGUGCUCGGGAGCUUAUGCAUGAUGCGGUUAGAGUUAUUGUUGGUAGAAAGUAAGAUUGGUGAAUAUGGGCAUCUGAAACAAUAAAACAAAAAUUAGUCUUUACUGGAAGUGAAGAAGGAAAACUUUUGGCAAUUCGCCAAAGCUUUGCAGAGAGUUUAAAUCCCCCAGUAUUGGUCUUUGUCCAAAGCAAGGAGCGAGCAAAGGAACUCUAUGGUGAACUAGAAUUUGACAGCCUUAGAGUUGGUGUUAUCCAUUCUGAUUUGUCUCAAAAGGAGCGAGAAGAUGCUGUUGAAAUUCAGAGCUGGCAAACAUGGGUUUUGAUUGCCACUGAUGUAGUCGCUAGAGGCAUGGAUUUCAAAGCUGUGAAGUGUGUCAUUAACUAUGAUUUUCCAGAUUCUGCUGCUGCUUACAUUCAUAGGAUUGGUCGGUCUGGCAGAGCAGGGAGGGCUGGAGAAGCUAUAACAUUUUAUUCGGGAGACAUGCCCUUGCUGCGUAAUAUAGCUAAUCUCAUGGCAGCAUCAGGUUGUGACGUUCCGUCUUGGCUCCUGGAGCCCAAAAAGAAGUGGAAGAAACACCGCCCAAAAAGAGAUUCCAUCUCAACAAAACCGAAUGUAUAAGACACCUACUAUUUAUUCCCAUGUUUCGAGCUGAUAAUAUCUAUCAAACCUGGUGAAUGUCUGAAGAUGCGCAAGGAAGAGGGGGAAAUGCAAGUGACUUCUAAUCUAGGUCGAUAAUAGGGCUUGGUCAUAAGUCGUAACAACAACUUGUUUAGAAUCUUCACGCCAGAGGGCAGUGAUCAGUUUUGCCUUGGAGAAAUUACGUUUGGCUUUAAUUAAAAGAGUACUGAGAUUUCUUUUUCUUUUGUUUUUGGAAAGCCAUAAUUCUGUCUGAUAUGCGCUGUAGCCAUUUCGUGUUCAUGUUGUACUGUCAUACACAGUACAGGAUUUUUUUUCCCCCCGUCUCAUACUGACCUUUUUAAGA
This is a messenger RNA of Prosopis cineraria, 2041 nucleotides long. RefSeq names its product DEAD-box ATP-dependent RNA helicase 57. Lineage: Eukaryota; Viridiplantae; Streptophyta; Magnoliopsida; Fabales; Fabaceae. The record is from RefSeq and is a predicted model, not a curated record. Gene Ontology annotation, molecular function: RNA helicase activity; nucleic acid binding; ATP binding. Gene Ontology annotation, biological process: maturation of SSU-rRNA.